AUGAGAUUCGGGAUUCCUGCCGACUUCCAGCUCUUGGUGGAAGUUUCCACUCCAACUGGAGAAUCGAACUAUCUUCACGAUCACAUAUCUCACAAGCUUCAGCAACUCAAGCUCGAUGUAGAGAACUUACAAAGCAAACUUCACCAUAACUCCGUCAAUGAAAAAGCAGCUAUCGACGCUUUUAACACAGAUGUCCAACAAUCGAUUCAGUCGCAGAAUGUUCUUGUUCAGAAACUCAUAAACGACGAGAAGGAAAGGAUACGACGUAUCGAGGAAAUGAAGAGACAAAAGGAGGAGGAACAAAGACGUCGCCUAGAGGAAGAGAAACGCCGCAGAGAGGAAGAAGCAAGACGCAAAAGGGAAGAUGACGAACGCAAACGCAAGGAACAGGAAGCUAAGUUGGCAGAAGAAAGAAGACUCAAACAAGAAAGAGAUGAAAGGGAAAAGCAGCAUAAACUCGAGCUCGAAAAACAACGAAGGGAAAAGGAGCGACUAGAAGCUGAAGCUAAAAAGGAGGCCGAACAGAGAAAAGCUGCCCAACAAAACUCAUUGACAGACUUUGCUGCUAUUGAGCAGAGCUUUUUACAAUAUAAGAAGAAUAUCGUUGAUAUCAAGGAAACCAUUGUUGGUCCUAUGAAUGAAGAUAAGGACUUGAAAAAAUUAGUCAACUCGUUGAAACGUAAAAUCAACCCUAAAUUCGGACAAUUGUCUAAUUCAUACCAACAGCUCAACAGAAUUAAACAUGAAGUAGUAGAAUUAGUUUCCCAAGCCAAGGGUAACGAAUUAGCCUAUAAGUGGAUCUUGAACUUCGUGGCCAAAGCAAUAGUUGACCAAGCUGAAACCGAAGUUAUAGUCAAGCCCAAUGCUGCUUUGCCAUUGGCACAUCUUGCAUAUACUUUACUAGAGACAUUCACGGAGUUCGACUACUAUUUGUCAUCCAGGUUUGUCAAAAAAUGUCCAUACAUUAUCGGCUAUACCUGCUCCAUAGACUCGGAAGAAGGAAGGACUAGAAUGGGUUGGAAAAGAAGAGAUAACAAGUGGGAAGAUGACACCAAAUAUGACGAAAGAGUGUCCGGAAUUUGUAUGGUUUGGGCCACUAUGAGUAGACUACUUGAUUAUCCUCAACAGCUUUCAUUCUAUUCUUUUGAAGCUUCGUGGAAAUUCCUUGCUCGUCUCCUUAAUAGAGAUCUCAGCCUCCUUACCAAUGCCCAUUUCUCUAUUUUGGGCAAUUGGUGGGAAGCGGCCGCUAAGGAGUUUUCCGGAAAGUAUGGCGUUCAAGCUUCUAAACUUUUGAACGUUUUAACAGUAGACUUGCCUGUUGCAGUUAGCGACAGAAAGUAUCCAGCUGCUGCUAGGCUUCUCAUCCUAGGAGAAGACCUUCAGAAUAAUCGCAACUGGAACAGCCUCAAGGAAAUGGAACGAUAG
Messenger RNA from Scheffersomyces stipitis CBS 6054, 1425 nucleotides. RefSeq names its product nucleoporin (gene GLE1). Lineage: Eukaryota; Fungi; Ascomycota; Pichiomycetes; Serinales; Debaryomycetaceae. Gene Ontology annotation, molecular function: phospholipid binding; inositol hexakisphosphate binding; translation initiation factor binding. The record is from RefSeq and is a predicted model, not a curated record. Gene Ontology annotation, biological process: regulation of translational termination; regulation of translational initiation; poly(A)+ mRNA export from nucleus. Gene Ontology annotation, cellular component: nuclear pore; cytoplasm; nuclear pore cytoplasmic filaments. Bases 1 to 1425 code for a protein of 474 amino acids. The transcript has 2 exons.